This is a messenger RNA of Papilio machaon (common yellow swallowtail), 1266 nucleotides long. It is a transcript of the gene Or-44, whose product is annotated as odorant receptor Or2-like. Gene Ontology annotation, molecular function: odorant binding; olfactory receptor activity. Gene Ontology annotation, cellular component: plasma membrane. The coding region runs from base 1 to 1266 and encodes 421 amino acids. The transcript is spliced from 9 exons. The record is from RefSeq and is a predicted model, not a curated record. Gene Ontology annotation, biological process: sensory perception of smell; detection of chemical stimulus involved in sensory perception of smell. NCBI's taxonomy places the organism in Eukaryota, Metazoa, Arthropoda, Insecta, Lepidoptera, Papilionidae.
AUGCUAUCAAAAUUUCUACGCUACGAUAAAAUUAAAACACAAGACGAGCUUGAUCCGAUACAUUACGUUGGCGUACAUAUAUUCUGGUUAAAGUUCUACGGCAUGUGGUACAACAAUAGUUCAUGGAAGGAAAUUAAGUUUUGGCUUAAAAUUUUCUAUACUUUUAUAGUACUUUGGCUUGUUUGUAUAAUACCGUGUGUAGGAGAAAUAUAUUAUCUGUUACGUCUUGGUGGUAACAUCGGUCAUAUUGCAGAAGGACUCUACUUAUUUCUUAGCGAAAUGUAUACGUAUUUCAAACUUAUUGUUUUCUGGUACAAGAAGAAAGAGAUUUUAAAUUUGUUAAAUUUUAUGCAUUGCCCUGAAUUUAUGCCUCAAGAGAUCGAACAUAAUGAUAUUAUCAAGAGAAGAAUCAAGACGGCUCGUUUCGUAAUGAAUGCAUAUACGAUGAUGUGUGUUGGUGCCGUCUCAGUGGGAAUAUUAAUGCCAAUAACAGAGAACUUUAUAAUACUACCAACGAACGUUGAAUAUCCAUAUAUCGAUGUUUAUAAAUCACCCACAUAUUACUUCAUAUAUAUUCAUCACAUAUAUUACAAGCCCGCUACGUGUAUUAUCGACGGUGUCAUGGAUACUAUAUUAGCCGCUUUUGUAGCCUCUGCCAUUGGACAAAUAGAAAUUUUAUCGUUUAACUUAAGAAAUUUUAAAACAAUUGCCAAACGUCGCGAAAAAAGACAAUUAAAAAGAUUUGUUUCUAGUAGUGAUCAAUUACGCGACGAUCAUGUGAAAUGUGUUUUGAAAAAAUGCAUUAAACAUCAUGAUGCUAUCAUAAGGUAUAUAACAAUGAUAGAAUCGGCAUUCAGUUUGUCAUCGGCUCUGCAGUUUAUGUUAAGUGUCAUGGUCCUUUGUUUGGUAGGAAUAAAUUUUUUAUCGAUCGAAAACUAUUUGGAUCACUGCAUGCAAAUAAUGUGGAUGGCUAUAUAUUUAACAUGCAUGUUGACAGAAGUGUUCAUAUUGUGUUGGUUUGGUAAUGAAUUGAUUCUAAAGAGUUUGGAACUUCAGAACGCGACAUUUGAUGGUCCUUGGUUAGACAUAGAUCAAGCGACGAAGAUAUAUAUAAUUAUAUUUAUGGAGCGAUGCAAGCGUCCUCUUUUAAUAACAGCUGGAAAGUAUUUUACCCUCUCUCUAAGUACAUACACUAACCUUAUUAACUGGUCGUACAAAGCUUUUGCUGUUAUGAGAAACAUGAAAAAUAAUGUUCCGGACAAGUAA